Phaethon lepturus (White-tailed tropicbird) is the source of this 1139-nucleotide messenger RNA. It is a transcript of the gene SKIC8, whose product is annotated as WD repeat domain 61. The transcript has 10 exons. NCBI's taxonomy places the organism in Eukaryota, Metazoa, Chordata, Aves, Phaethontiformes, Phaethontidae. Gene Ontology annotation, cellular component: Cdc73/Paf1 complex. The record is from RefSeq and is a predicted model, not a curated record. Gene Ontology annotation, molecular function: protein binding. Bases 34 to 951 code for a protein of 305 amino acids.
GAGCAUUCCUGUUAAGAUUGUUUCCAUAAAGACAUGACCACUCAGUAUGGUAUUCUCUUCAAGCAAGAGCAAGCUCAUGAUGAUGCCAUUUGGUCAGUUGCUUGGGGAAAAAAUAAAAAAGAUGGUUCUGAAACAGUGAUCUCUGGUUCUUUGGAUGAUCUAGUGAAGGUCUGGAAGUGGAAUGAUGAAAAAUUGGAUCUACAGUGGACUUUGGAGGGUCACCAGCUGGGUGUGGUAUCUGUGGAUAUCAGCCACACAGGCUCCAUUGCAGCAUCCAGCUCCCUAGAUGCCCACAUUCGCCUUUGGGAUUUAGAAACUGGCAAACAAAUCAAGUCAAUAGAUGCUGGUCCUGUUGAUGCUUGGUCCCUGGCUUUUUCACCUGAUUCCCAGUACCUUGCCACAGGAAGUCAUGUGGGAAAAGUCAAUAUUUUUGGUGUUGAAACCGGAAAGAAAGAAUAUUCUCUGGACACCAGAGGAAAGUUCAUCCUUAGCAUUGCAUAUAGUCCAGAUGGAAAAUACUUAGCCAGUGGAGCAAUAGAUGGCAUUAUCAAUAUUUUUGAUAUUGCAACUGGAAAACUUCUGCAUACGCUGGAAGGUCAUGCGAUGCCUAUUCGUUCACUGACAUUUUCUCCAGAUUCUCAGUUACUUGUAACUGCUUCAGAUGACGGCUAUAUCAAAAUCUACGAUGUGCAACAUGCAAACUUGGCUGGCACGUUAAGUGGUCAUGGAUCCUGGGUAUUAAAUGUAGCAUUUUGUCCUGAUGACACCCAUUUUGUUUCCAGUUCAUCUGAUAAAAGUGUAAAAGUUUGGGAUGCUGGAACAAGAACCUGUGUUCACACUUUCUUUGACCACCAAGAUCAGGUUUGGGGAGUGAAAUACAAUGGAACUGGGUCCAAAAUUGUAUCCGUUGGAGAUGACCAAGAAAUUCAUAUUUAUGAUUGUCCAGUUUAAAUGUCUUGACUUAAACCCUUUGGUUAGCUGUUGUGAUAGGAAUACUACUGUCCUAUGUAAUUUUUUUAGUAUGGCAAAAGCAUUUCACUAAUGCUGACCUGCACAAUGAAAUAAGUUUGUAUGCAAUUUUGAUUGUUUAGCAUGAGAGAAAGCUUUACUGUUUUUUAAAAUAAAAGCUACAGAUGCAA